Messenger RNA from Melanotaenia boesemani (Boeseman's rainbowfish), 551 nucleotides. Its product is annotated as cytochrome c oxidase subunit 6A, mitochondrial. Gene Ontology annotation, molecular function: enzyme regulator activity. The record is from RefSeq and is a predicted model, not a curated record. The transcript is spliced from 4 exons. The coding region runs from base 145 to 453 and encodes 102 amino acids. Gene Ontology annotation, cellular component: mitochondrial inner membrane. Gene Ontology annotation, biological process: mitochondrial electron transport, cytochrome c to oxygen. Lineage: Eukaryota; Metazoa; Chordata; Actinopteri; Atheriniformes; Melanotaeniidae.
AUUGUAAUGGGGAGGAGUCUGACACAGUGAGUUCAACUUAGGACGGACUGAAGGACAAACACACAGCAAGGAGGAUUUGUUGGAAUAAAUAAGAGGACAACAAAGCAGAUAUUAAAACUCACUGAGCAUUAUUUGCCUGAAAAAAUGUCUCUGUCUUCAGCCACCUUGGCCGCUCGUCGGGUGCUUGUUGCAGCGUCACAGUCAAGCCAUGAGGGAGGAGCAAGAACCUGGAAGAUACUGACUUUUGUUUUGGCCCUUCCUGGUGUUGGCGUCUGCAUGGUUAACGCUUACAUGAAGAUGCAAGAGAGCUCACACGCACAGCCGGAGUUUGUGCCAUAUCCUCACCUGCGUAUCCGUACCAAGAAAUUCCCCUGGGGUGAUGGAAACCAUACUCUGUUCCACAACUCUCAUACCAAUGCCCUACCGGACGGCUAUGAGAGCUCCAAUCACUAAAGAUCAGUUCUCAUCAGUGACCUGCUGCAUGCCUUAAACUCCAAUCUUCAGUGCACUUGCUUAGCAAAGGACAAGCAAUAAAAACACUUUUAACUGUA